CAGACAAACAGCCUAGCUUUCUGAAGCCUCCUCUGCUGUCUCUGUCUUCAGGUCAUCAUGGUGCUGCUCAGGCUCCUCGUGCUCCUCUUUGCUCUGGUGGUCUCUGACCUCCACAGCCUGUCCUGGUUUAUAAAUGUCUCUGAGAGCCAGGGCCCUGGCACAGUCCUUCAGUUUUUCUCCUUCAAUUGCUCCUCCUACACACCCACACCCACCCUGGAGUUGCUCAAUGUCCAGCCACCCACCACCUUCUUCAACCCACCCAGCUUGGCCAGGUGGCAAGGGACCUAUGUGGGCAAGUUGACCUUGAGCAGCUCUGCUCGACUGGAUGCCCUGAUGGUAAACCACUACAAGCUGUGGCUGAAGUUUACAUGUGGCAACUAUGUGACGGAGGGACCACUGUUUGUGGAUGUGCAACGGGACCUUAGCCAUAUCCAGUGUGCUGGUCAAUUUGCCAGUCCAGCUGGGGAAAUGAUUCAGGUUCCAGAGACAGUCAGACCAGGGGCGCGGCUGUACAUUCUGCUCCUCCCAGGCCUAGAACUCCACGGAGCCCAGAUGAGCAUUAUCAGUGCCCAGGACCCUCCAUACUUCCCUGGACCUUUCUCCAUCAAUGAGCAAGGCUGGCUGCAGGCACCAUCCCAGGGCCUCCUAGGCCAGGCUCAAAAGGUCUUCCAGCUACAGAUCUCAGUGUCCUUCAGACAAAGGCAGAGCUGCCAAGGGAUGGUGAUGGUGAAGGUUUUGCCUGUUUCCUCCAGCCAGGUCUCCUUCCUCAAACAGGCUCACAAUAUCACCAUCCCUGAGAACCUGGCCCCUGGUAGUGAGGUGGUUCAGGUCUGGGCCCGGGGUGUCAACCUGCGCUAUGAAAUCCUGUCUCCAGUGCCCAGCCCGUUCUUCUCCAUUGGUCGUGCGGACGGUGUGGUCCGGACCACUGCCCCCCUGGAGUUAGCUCGUACCCUAGGAACUGCAGUCUCCAGGCUGCAGGUGAAGGCCUUUGAGCAGCACCGGCCAUGGGACAGUGCCGAGCUCAAUCUCACCCUGAACGUGCGUCUGGUCAACGUCUGGCCCCCACGCUGUCUUCCAGCGCUUCUGGUGACCCAAAUCCCCGAGACUGCACCUGUGGGCACUGUGCUGACUACUCUCACUUGUGAAGAUCCAGACUCUGUUGGUGCCACCCUGGACUACAAGCUGUGGUUUCGCAGUUCUUCUGACCCUGCCAGCCUCUGGCUUUACGACAGAGUCCUUGAGGUGAAUGCCACACUGGACUGUGACACUCCUGGAUCCUGCUUCCAGCAUGCAGCCUCUAUCCUGGUGCUUGAUGGUGGCCAGCCCCAGAUGACCACGGAGGUGCCGGUACUGGUGAUGGUGACACCUGUCAACGAGUUCUCCCCAGCCUGUGCCCCUCGAAUGUUCCGGGUUCGGGAGGACGCAACGCCACACACUCUGCUGGGCUCUGUGAUGGGCACAGAUAUGGAUUACCCUCAGGACAACAUUGAGUACUACACCUCUGGUGGCCCUCCCACCUUUGCUGUGGACCGUCUCAGUGGGGAAGUUCACCUCCUGGGACCUUUGGACUAUGAACGGCAGAGGGUCUACAGGCUCACUGUCCUGCUGAUUGACCAUGGACAAGACCAGAAUCCCAACUGUCACCGCUCAGGCUCCUGUACCAUUACCAUUGAGGUUGAGGAUGUGAAUGACCAUGCCCCCGAGUGUGAGCCUCCAUUUCAGGAACUCACCAUCUAUGUUCCUCUGGGCCGAAGUGUGGAGGUGACCAAGGUGUCAUGCCGGAUCCCUCAGGAGCCACAGCGCCUGGCCUUCUCCUACAGCAUCGUGGGAGGGAAUAGCCAGAACCGAUUCAUCCUGCAAGGGGCCAUCCUGGUGCACAGUGACCUUGUGUUGGGGCCCUUCUGGCCAGAGCAGCCCAAUACCUAUGAGCUAUUGAUCUGUGUGGCUGAUGCAGGCCCCUCAGCCCCCCACCUCAGCACUACAGCCACCAUUGUUGUGCAUCUAGUUCCCUGGAAGUCCAGCACAGAGGCCACCAGCAUCCACAGAACCACAGUGCCCUCAAUGAUGACACCCAUGCUCGUGACAGACACAGAGGCUUUCUGGCAGCCACAGCCCUGGUUUGUGGUGGUGUUGACAGCAACUGGUGCUCUUCUCCUCUUGGCUCUGGGUUGGCUUCUUGGCAGGCUCCUCCAGGGGUUGGCCCAGCUGCUGCAAGCACCCAGCAAACCAGCCCAGGCGCUGCUGCUAAACAGCAUCCAGGAAACUGAGGGAUCCCUCAAGGGUUUCAUGGAGGUACCGAAGAUGGAGAUGUCCCAGGUACCCAGCAGCGUCAAGAGCCUGGAAUCCACCAUCUAAUUUUUUUCUGAAUGGGGUCUGCUCUCAUUGCCACUCACCCUUCAUCCAUUCUUUGUCAAAUACCUGGGGAGCCCAGAGAUGACUCAUACGUGGUCUGGUCUCUGCCCACAACGGAAGGAGGGAUGAUGGUGAGGGGAGAGGCCCCCAGAGAGUCCAGUGUCACCAGUGAAUUAUGGGAGAGUAAUCUGGCAUUGGCCUUAGGGAAGUUGGUGUCCAGUGUUGGAGAAUCAAGGAGGCUUCCUGCGCAUUUGAGUCAGAGUUAAGAGAAUUUGCUAAGAAGGGAGGGAGGGGACAAGUUAGAUUCCAGCAGAAGGUGGGGUGUCACACUGAGGGUUCUUGAGGAAUAAUCCCUUAC
Messenger RNA from Saimiri boliviensis boliviensis (Bolivian squirrel monkey), 2710 nucleotides. NCBI's taxonomy places the organism in Eukaryota, Metazoa, Chordata, Mammalia, Primates, Cebidae. The record is from RefSeq and is a predicted model, not a curated record.